Molecule: messenger RNA, 1302 nt
Organism: Dryobates pubescens (Downy woodpecker)
Lineage: Eukaryota; Metazoa; Chordata; Aves; Piciformes; Picidae
Gene: RNF229
Product: RING finger protein 208
Exons: 1
Coding region: 1-981 (326 amino acids)
Biological process (GO): intrinsic apoptotic signaling pathway in response to endoplasmic reticulum stress; protein autoubiquitination; protein localization to mitochondrion
Cellular component (GO): endoplasmic reticulum membrane
Molecular function (GO): ubiquitin protein ligase activity
Source: RefSeq, a predicted model, not a curated record
AUGGAGCCAGCAGCGGGCGAGGAGGCAGAGCCUGGCCUCCAGCUGGUGCGGGCAGCCAGCGGGGACGGCAGUGCCAGGCAGAGGGGUGAGAGCGACUGUGUGAAGCCAGGGCACCCUGAGGAGCCACCUGAGCCCCGCAGAGAGCUGCCUGCCGCUGCCGGGAGCCGCGGGGACCCACCGCCAGUGGGGGAUGGAAGGGAGCCGCUCCUGCCCGGGCACGACAAGCUGCCUGCCCACGGCGCCUCCCUGCCUGCGGGGCAGGACCCUCCUGCUGCCGGCCCCAUGCUGCGCCGCGGGGAGAGCCCUGCGGUGCGGGGAGGGUCGCCCAGCCUGGGAAGCGCCUCCAGCUCCAUCCUGACCUUCUCCGACGAGGAGGAGGAGGAAAUGUCGAGCGAGGAGAUGGUGGCGGCCGCGGCGGCAGAGCCGUGCCACGUGCCGGCGGGCAGCGAGGACGAGUGCCCGGUCUGCACGGAGCCCUACGACGAGCGGCGGCACCAGGCCGCCCUGCUGAACUGCAGCCACCGGCUGUGCCGCGCCUGCCUGCGAGCCAUCAUGGAGGCGGCCGGCGACGCCGAGUUCGGCCGUGUGCGCUGCCCCCUCUGCCGCCAGAAGACCCCCAUGCUGGAGUGGGAGAUCUGCAAGCUGCAAGAGGAGCUGCUGCUGCUGCACGCCCAGCCCGGCUCCCCCGGCGCCCUGGCUGCCCCCCGGCCCCCCGCCCUGCCGCCCCGCCGCCCCGGGCUGGCCGGCGCCCUGGAGCAUCGCUUCCAGGUGCGCUUCCACACCAGCCGCAUGUUCGGCUGCCUGCCCUGCCUGCGCUACCCUCCCUGCCUCAUCCGCCGCCUGGACUGGCUGCAGAGGCGCUGCCGCUGCUGCUACCUGCUGCUGCUGGUGCUGCUGCUGCUGGCCGAGACGCUCAGCCUGCUCCUCAUCUUCAUCCCCGUUGUCCUGAUGGUGCUGAUUUUCCUCAUCCUUGACAAGUAGCCCUGGGCCGGGCUGCACACGGGGAGAGAGCCCUGCGCCUGCUUUGCCCCUGGGGCUGCUGUUGGGGCGUGAUGCCAGCCUGGGGGCAAGCUCCUGAACCAGGGGCCCAGAGUACCCCAGCGCUGCCAGGGAGCCCAGAGUGGCUGAGGCAGUGCAGGAGCCGGAGCGGGCAGCCAAGGGAGGCAGUCCUGGAGCUGGGCAUUCCCUGCCUCCUCCGGGGCACCACACCACACAUCGCUGCAGCAGCCAAGGGCAGAGGCAGUGGGACCCCUUCCUGCACUAAGGACAUGUCCCUGGCACAGGGCUAGGAGCUGGAGGGAC